UCCCCAGCGGAGCCAGGGCUCCCCGCAGGCGCCCAGUUGCCAGGCCCCCUCUCUCCGGCCCACCAGCAGCCCCUCCCACCGCCCAUGGCGCUCCGCGCGCGCACAGCGGAGUGUGGGGCGGAGGAACCGCAAUCUCGACCUGUGGGGACCGUGAGGGGCGCAAGGGCAACGGGGCGCGGAGGGGGUCAAGCAGGAAGUUUUCACCUCAGUCCGAAGAACCCUCCGAAGGCAACACGCGGCAAGAACAAGAUGGCGGCUUAGGUGUGGGGGUGGGGUGGGGGUAGAAAGGGGCCCAGAGAAAGGAGGCCUCGGACCACGGGACCAUGGCCCCGCCCUCCUCACCCGAUUGGAAGAAAGCGAGGCUCGUUUGCAUAACACGGGCGGCGGCGGAGGAGGACAGCCUGGUCCUUCCUUUCUGUUUUUCCCUAUCUAGACAAUAAAACGGCAGCCCUCAAUGCAAUGCAGUGAGCGCAGCAGGAUAGACGUGCCCGGGGGUGGGGAAGAGGGACAUAGAGUAAAAUGCCUCUGAAGCAAUGUAUGCUGGGAGUUGUAGUCAUCCUUAGGAGCAGCUAGCAGGAAUGGAGUGGUGCUUUUUUUGCAAUGCGCACAAGCUGUUCUUUAGCUUGGGAUGGAAGAAUAUUAAUGUUUUAGUAGCGCAUGAUAGGAAAGAGCUUGUUUGCGUUUUGGGAUUACUACCCCCCCCCGGGCAACCUCCUCCUUUCGUUGAUCAGAAUGAAGCUGAAAAUUGAUUUAACCGGCCUUUCAAGAAUCAGUUCCCCACCGCUUCUGACUUUCCCCUUCAAAGUGCCACUGAGUUUGCCUACGGCCCCAAUCCUACGUGGGCUCUUCCUGGGGAACAGGCUUCGCUGAACGCAGAGGGACUUGCAUCAGAGCAAGCCUGCUGCAGGACUGUGCUUCGAACUGGGGAGCUGAUGUUACAUUUGCCUUUCAUGAACCGUCGCACCAGAGUUAGGAUAGUUCGCCUUUUAGAAAUACACGAGAAAGGAACAACUCCGUAGACACUUAGAAAUUCCUACGUAGAUUCCGAGCGGAGAAAGAAAGACACUCUUCUGCACAGCGUGAGAACUAUACAUGUGCGUAUAUAAUAAUACCCCGGACCCAAAUCUCUGAAGCGCCUCCUAUAUCCUUCCGAUAACAUCACUUCCUCUUAAACGAAGAAGCUGACUUGGUUUAAUCAGAUACUAUUGCUUAAGAGAAUCGCUGUGCGGAGCUGGAGUAAUUGUCCUGGUGAAGAUCUUGGCAGACAGCAUGAAGGUUCAGUUAGCAGCACUGUCGACUUUCCUACUUUGCCAAUUGCUUGUCGCAGUUUCUGCUGGGGAAGCAUUAGGAAAAGGUUAGAUACCAAUUCUUAUUUCCUCUUUUGUUUUUACUGAUGUUUUCAAAUGCCUGUGCUUUGCAAAAAAUAAGCAGAAAGGUUUAUGGUGUGAUCAUCCCUAAGCUAUCUGUGAUAACAAAUACGAUUCUUAUAGUUUGCAUCUACUCUUGGGAAAAUAGUUGAUUUCAAGAGAGUACUGUAGUUUCUCUAGUCUAGGCCAUGAGUUGCUCAGUGUGGCAGUUUCCAGGGCCCUUUUUGUUUUCAGAGUUCAAUUCAAAUAAAAAGAUAUGUAUAAAUCCUUUAGGAAAGAGAAUUGCUUGCUUUGGAAUAACUUCAAACUUCAAUGAUGUUCCUAGGAAUGGUAUCUUAGAUUGCCAUUCUAAAAGCAUUUAUUUCUUCGUAUGUGGUGAUAUAUAGAAAAUUGUUUUUAUCUUCUGUAACUGAUGCUUUAAAUUAUGCAACAUAUAUUCCCCCUUUUCUUUCAAGGUUUUGGAGAUCAUAUUCACUGGAGGACACUGGAAGAUGGGAAAAAGGAAGCAGCAGCCAGGUAUCUUGUGCAAACGGAUCUACAACCUUAAAAUUGGCUUAUUUGGAAGUUAAUUUUCCUGUUAUCCAUAAUAAUUGCUUCCAAAUAAGCGAACUGAGGUGUAAAUUUCAUAAGGUUAGCCUUACUAUUAAACAACGUCCUGGCUUAUCGCUACACUCAAAGAUGCAGAGUUUAUACAUAAAAACCACCUCUGCCAUACCAAAGUGAAUUUGCUUUAGGUUGUGAGCUGUAUAUGCUGCUUUUCCCCUUCUGAUGAAAGAGAUAGUCCAAACCUAAACCAAGUGUGUUUUGUAGUAAGUCCUAGGAAAUUCAAUUGAACUUUUCCCUCUCUGUUAGUAUUGUUCAAAAAAUUCUAAUAAAAUUAAAACCAACAGGGAAAAAAUAUUCUGGAAAACUCUCAGUUGACUCCCAUGCAGAAUUAGGCCUGUCUCAACGUGUUUGGAACUGGAUUACUUAAGCAAAAGAAUUGCAGUCACAACCUAAAAACCUGAAGGUGCAGAUUAGUACCGGUAAUAGCCUUUUGUAAGAACUUGAUCUCCAGCCUUACACAAGAAGACAUGAAAUUAUUCAGAGACUGACAAACUGAUCACCUCGAGUUCAGCCAUACAGCUGGGAUUGCAUGCUGCUGCUGCAAUUAAUUUGAUACUUUUCUUUAAUUGUUUUUUAAGUUAGCACAUGGAAAUAACAUGCUUUAAAGGAACAAUCUGUGCUUUGAUAUGAAAAUGUUUUAGUGAUGAUCACUUGUAUACCUGAGUACAGUUUUGCUUGAAACGAAAUAGAGAUUAGGGCUGUAGUCAUAUUUACAACACUUGGGUGGCACAUUGUGAAUGCUACAUGGCGCCUUUCAACUUCGGUUGUUUCCAGCUUUUAGUGUGACAUAUUUUGAGGAUAGAUUUUCACAGGUGAAUGUCAGGGGUUUGAGAUUUGGGGGAGAGUACGCUUAUUUUGUGCUUGGAACUAAUACCAGCUUCCACAGCAGUUUUUCAGCUAUGCCAUGGUGCAUUUGGGAAAAGAAGAAAAAAAACUGCCCCAGCUGGGUUGCCAGUUGCGACCUGUGUGGUUGUGUGGAGCCGCCCUCCUUACACUGGUGUCACUGCAGCUUACCUGGACGGGGCUGGGGUGAUGGGGUAGCAAGAUUGGGGUGGAUGCACCAGUGGAGUCAAUCUUGUUCUCCUGCCAGCGCAUCUGUACAGCCCCCAGCUUCAGUAGCACUAAUGUUUGGAUGAUGGCUCCACCACUGCACAUAGGCUGCUACUGUGGGCAGCUACUAUACCUAGCCUGCAUCUUCCAGUGAGGAGUUAGAAGCCUUCAACUUCAAAGGCUCUGGGACUAAUGACACUUUCCUUGGCCAACUGUCAAGGUGACCUCUGCCAGAGCUCUGGCAUGCUUUGGAGAGGGAUCCAGCUAUGACCUAUCUUAUUGCACCAUUAACAGGAGCUGACAUUCUUCCGUUACAGUUGUGCUGUGGACAAGAACUUUGGAUAAUGAAAAACCCAACUAGCUCACAAAUGUAGAGACCUUUAGAAAAUUGGCUUCUUUAUUACAACACUGAACUCCUUGCACAUCAGCUGAUGCUCAGUCUUGCUUUCUGCAGGGAUCAGCUGUGUAAGCAGUUGAUGCAGGAUCCAUCCAGGACAUGGGAUGUCAAGUGUGGGGCAGCUGGACGUGGUUUGGGGGGAAGCAGUCUCAUGGGUCAAAUGGGGAGGAAUGGUGGGACAAAUUUGGCCCACAAGCCAGAGGUUAGCCACCCCUACGCUAGAGCUAUCAUCCUCUUACUUGGGAGUAAGACAUAAAUGUUUUCUUCUAGUGUUUUAAUAAGGUAAUAUAUAAAAAGGGAUUCUUUCCCAGCUGAGUACAGUGAUCUUCAUAAGGCAGAUGUUGAUGAACCCCAACUCCCAUCAGCCCCGGCCACCAUGGCUAAUAGUCAGGGAUGAUGGGAGUUGGAGUCCAACAAAUGUAUUGAGGACUACAGGUUCCACCAGUCCUCCCAUAAGGCACAACAAAAUAAUAAUAGCAAGCAUAUGUGGGUUGUGGGCAAAGCAGGUGAUUUUCAAAAAUGUAACAUUAGAUAAAUGGGCAAUAUGAGUGAGGGCUGGAUAGAAGAUGGCUGGGCCAUUAAGGCAACACAUGAAAGACUUGCACUUCUUGGUCAUUGUCCAUAGAGUUUAGUGUGCAGCUCUUAGACCUACAAAUAUUGCUCGUGAUCUCCCUUUUAGGUUUGCUUAGAUUUAUUUUUUUUACCGCACCUCUGACAAACAUAGUAGUGCCUAAGAAAGCUUUUCGCAUUGUGAAUUCCAGGUUUAAUCCUAUAAAUCAUUUGCAUAUCUGAAGGUGAAAUCACUUGAGUAAACUAGAUCUCCUUUUCCUGUAAGGUGGACAGUUGGCUGAUCUUUUAUUAGGUAUAAAAGAGUAGGACAUAUUAACCUUGUUCUUAAUAAAUCUUUAAUCUUAAUGAAGCUACAAUGGGACCCCCUUCCUUUUAUAAAUUUCAUUCUGCAGUUGCACCUUAUAGAACAAUCUUGUGCAUGUUUAUUCAGAAGUAAGUCUUAAGAGUACUGGAGUACAUUAAUGGUGCAUUUCAAUGUCUUUUUUUUUUUUUUUAGUGGGUUGCCUCUCAUGAUAAUCAUUCACAAAUCCUGGUGUGGUGCUUGCAAAGGUAAGAGAAAUUAACAUUCCCUGAGAGCACUUCAGAAUCUUCUAAUUGGAUAGAUACACAACAUUUGUAGGAGAAAGUAUAAUUUUACAGAGAGUAUAGCAUGUAUGUAUUGUCUUCAUAAAUAAAACUAUACUUAUAAGGUAGGGUUUUUUUCUAGAUAUAGCUGUGGCUAAAUGCUAGUUGAAAAGCUGCCCAAGCUUUUACUAUUUGGAUUCUGUGAGCCAAAGUUCAGAGAGUAAAGACUAGACAUGUACUACACUGAUGAACAAACUUACUUCAAACACCAUUGAAAAUGUAAAAAUACUUUUAGUUCAAGAGUGACCAUUUAUUUUGUGUUUUUUGUUGAAAAAACGGAGCAUUGCUCAUGUUUCUUGGGCUUUUUAUACUUGUAUACAACUGUUUUGUAUCACUUUUUCUUCGUAUUAGGUAUAUUAACAAAAGUAGCAAGGGCUGUUUCUGUUUCUUUUUAUUUAAAUGCGAGGAUUUUGAUGACUGAUUUUGGCUGUGAUCUAACUAAAGUUAGUUAUGCUUAAGUCCUACUGAAAUCUAGAGUGCAAGUUAGGUAUGAGACACUUGUUCCCAUGAGACUGAUUUAGCUGGGUUAGGGCCCCUUGUGAUUAGAAGCAUGUGUGUAAGAAUUAUAACACUUGUUCUCUUUCCUGAUUAAUUUUUCCUUUCUAUGCUUUUCUUAGCUUUAAAACCAAAGUUUUCGGAAUCUAAGGAAAUCUCAGAGCUUGCCCAUAAUUUCGUGAUGGUCAACCUUGAGGUAAGUUUCAGUUGGAUAGUUGCUAAGAUGCUGAAAUGAAGCAUUUCCCCAUAUUCUUCCUUGGAACUUUCUGAGACAAUUUAUGAAGAUACAGAAAGCAAACAUAAAACAUUCUCUGUAUUUCGGGGGGGGGGCAACGCUUCCAUUGAUUUAUCCAUUAUUUUACAUUGCACAUCCUUAAUACAGUGGUACUUUGGUUCCCAAACUUAAUCCAUUCUGGAAGUCUGUUCCAAAACCAAACCAUUCCAAAACUAAGGCGUGCUUUCCCAUAGAAAGUAAUGCAAAAUGGAUUAAUCCAUUCCAGACUUUUAAGAACAACCCCUAAAACAACAAUUUAACAUGAAUUUUACUAUCUAACGAGACCAUUGAUCCAUAAAAUGAAAGCAAUAAUCAAUGUACUGUACUAUAAAAUAAAUGAGACAGUAUUGUAGAUAAAAAUUAAAAUUAAUUUUUAUUCCUACGUGCACUGAUGAUAGUCAUUGUUUGGAAUGGGGGGGGGGGCUUUUAUCCAUUUCUGCAGACACACAAUCAAUCAGUAGCUGAAGUGGGUUCCACACAGUCACAAAAACAAGUCACAAGCCACAGUCACAAGUCAGUGCCAUAAAAUGAAGAACAAGUCACAGUCAAUACAGUGGUGCCUCGCAAGACGAAAUUAAUCCGUUCUGCGAGUAUCGUCGUCUAGCGGUUUUUUCGUCUUGCGAAGCAACCCUAUUAGCGGAUUACCGCUAUUAGCGGUUUAGCGGCUAUUAAAGGCUUAGUGGCUUAGUGGCUUAGCUGCUAAAAGGCUAUUAAAGGCUUAGCGGCUUAGAAAAAGGGGGGGAAAGCGAAAAAAAAUCUCAAGACUCGCAAGACAUUUUCGUCUUGCGAAGCAAGCCCAUAGGGAAAUUCGUCCUGCGAAGCGCAUUGAAAAACGGAAAACCCUUUCGUCUAGCGGGUUUUCCGUCUUGCGAGGCAUUCGUCUUGCGGGGCAGCACUGUACAACAAAAAAGCCACACAAACAAAAACGCACAAAAAUAGCAAAAACAAAAGCUCCAAAUAUCACCUCUGUUUUUGCGUGGGUGUUCGGGACUGAACAGCCGACACACUCAACAGGAAGCCUCUGAUUAGCAGUGGGGGACUCAAUUUACAAACAGAACACACUCAACAGAAAGUGGAACAUGUUCAGCUUCCAAGGCAAAGUUCACAAACCGGAACACCUACUUCCAGGUUUGCAGCGUUCUAUUUCCAAGUUAUUCAUAAACUAAGCUGUUCUAAAACCAAGGUACCACUGUGAUGUUGAAUGAAUGAACAAACUAUUAUUGUCAAAUUAAUAGUCUGCUGUUUUCACAAAGAAAUAUUACUGAUGAACAAUUGCAGUGACUUGCCCUUCUUUCGAGGGGUGAUAUCCAGCUGUGGGGUCCAUCUUGCAGAAUGGAUCUCCAUGCCUUGAAAUGUCAAAGGUUGAGCUUGAGAAACUUUGCAUCCAAGGCAGUUGCACUUCCACAGAGCUGUGGAUCUUCCCUUUGGUUAUAUGUAUAGAAACAAUAAAGAUAGAUUUCUGUGGAAAUAGUCCUAAUGUUCCUUUACUUUAUCUUUUUAACUUUCAGGAUGAAGAGGAACCCAAAGAUGAAGCUUUUAGUCCUGAUGGUGGUUACAUUCCCAGAAUCAUUUUCAUGGGUGAGGCAUGAGGCAGCUUCUUAUCCCUCUUGGAGAACUGCAUUGCUGUUGUCAUCACAUGGAUGUUUUCAUUUGUUCUCUCUGUUUUUUGUAGAUCCCAGCGGAAACAUCCAUCCAGAGAUCAUAAAUGAGAGAGGAAACCCCAGCUACAAGUACUUUUAUACCAAUGCUGAACAAGGUACAUGUGAAUUAAGUUCAAAUUGGGCUUUAUCUCAGAUGGCUAUAGUAGCCCUGGCAGCUCUCUGACAACUUGUAUUUCACUACAGGUGUCCUGAUUAAGUCACAGUUCAGAACUAUAUUGAAUUAUACCUGAUUACCAUUGCAUAUAAAUGGUGUAAGUUUAAGCAUACACGUUUAGGAUUCUGUCAAGACUCUUAGGUUACAUCAGAAUAUUGGUCAAAGAGAAGAGAUUUGACAGACUUGUUCUUUUUCACAUCUUCUGUUAGGGGGAUAAUGGAAUAAUUGAGCUUAAGAAAUGGGAGGCAUUUCUAGAAAUGGGGGAAUGUGUCUGUUUUGCUUUCUCGUAGGUCAGGGUUCAUCUGACAAGCCCUGUUAUUCUGCUUCCACAAGGCUUUCCUCUCUCCUUCCCCUGUGCCCCCCAAAAUUGGCUGGGGUGCAGUGAGGAGAGCCCUCAGAGCAGGAGACUGUGGGAGGAGAGAGCAAUGCUUAGACAGAUAGGAUGUUCAUCAUAGUGCAAUGUUGAAUUCCACCCUCAGUUUCUUGUUUUCAUCUCUCCCGUUCUCCAAAUUUCCACAGCAAUUUGUGAUUAUUUAUUUUUAAAAAAAUACUCAUGAAGAUUCAUUGGCAUAUGAGGAACGGCUAAGGGAGCUGGGCAUGUUUAGCUUGGAGAAGAGGAGGUUAAGGGGUGAUAUGAUAGCCAUGUUCAAAUAUAUAAAAGGAUGUCACAUAGAGGAGGGAGAAAGGUGGUUUUCUGCUGCUCCAGAGAAGCGGACACGGAGCAAUGGAUCCAAACUACAAGAAAGAAGAUUCCACCUAAACAUUAGGAAGAACUUCCUGACAGUAAGAGCUGUUCGACAGUGGAAUUUGCUGCCAAGGAGUGUGGUGGAGUCUCCUUCUUUGGAGGUCUUUAAGCAGAGGCUUGACAACCAUAUGUCAGGAGUGCUCUGACGGUGUUUCCUGCUUGGCAGGGGGUUGGACUCGAUGGCCCUUGUGGUCUCUUCCAACUCUAUGAUUCUAUGAUUGUAUGAUUCAUAAAUGAUAUACACCUUUUUGCACAGCAAAAUUUUAUAAUCUUAUAGGCUGUUUUCACCAAUACAGUGGUACCUCGCAAGACGAAUGCCUCGCAAGGCAAAAAACUCGCUAGACGAAAGGGUUUUUUGUUUUUUGAGCUGCUUCGCAAAACGAUUUUCCCUAUGGGCUUGCUUCGCAAGACGGAAAUGUCUUGCAAGUUUGUUUCCUUUUUCUUAACACCGUUAAUACAGUUGCGACUUGACUUCGAGGAGCAACUCAUAGAACGCGGUGUGGUAGCCUUUUUGAGGUUUUUAAAGACUUUGGUGAUUUUUGAAGCUUUUCCAAAACUUUCCCGACACCGUGCUUCGCAAGACGAAAAAAUCGCAAGACGACAAAACUCGCGGAACGAAUUAAUUUCGUCUUGCGAGGCACCACUGUAUAUGCAUUUUUAUGUACACUUUACACUAGUAUAUACAGUAUUUUUUGUACAUAUUACUUGGCUAGAGAACUGCACUGCAAAAUUCAAAAUAAAUGUGAAGGUUGGCUGUGUUUUGGUUUGCAUAUUGUCUCAGAAAAUGUGAAUUAGGCAAGUUUUAAAUGCAAACUGUAUUGAAUUUCUCUCCUAUUCAUGACAACUGAACUGAACCAAGUACUAAGCAUCUUUUAUGUUUAAUAUUACAGUCAUCCAAGGCAUGAAGGAAGCCCAAGAGAAGCUGACAGGCGAUGCUUUCAGGAAGAAACAUCUUGGAGAUGAAUUAUAAUACACUGGGGAUCUGUUUUAUAUAAGUUCAGAAUCUAAAAUGAGAUAUGACUCUUUCCCCCCUCCUUUUUCCCCAAUGAGGAAUUGUAGAUGCACUGAUACGAUCUUUUUCCUACUGAUAACUUGUUCGAUCAAAUACUAUCUAAUUUUUCAGACAGUGAAAUCAAAAUAAAUAACUCUGUCCUCUCUUGUUUACAUUGAAAUGCCUGUUUAUAGGAUAAAUAAAGCUAAAAUACUUAAUGAUGAAUGAAUGUUUCAACCUUGAGCAUAUUAUAAACCACAGUUUCAGUGGAGUUUAAGGCCUAACUAUUUUUAAAUUGCUUAUUCUCUAUGAGGUAAAGGCUGGUAUCUGGUUUGUGAUGAGGACAUUGGUCUUAAUAGAAUCAUCUAUUCCUUUUAUCAUAAACAGGCUUAGUCUUGCUUAUUUCAGUAGGAACUUCUAGAUAUUAAUGUUUAGGAUUACAACAAUCUUGCUUUUAUUGUUCAGUAUGAACUUUUACCAAGCCCACUGUACCAAACUAAUAAUUCUGUCAUGAACGCUACACCAAGUAGAGUUAUUUUCCUGCCUGCCCAAGGAGCAGCAUGAAGAACAUUGGAAGUACAAAAUUGUUUUUAUUUUCCUUACAGAAUUGCCUGCUGCUCCUUUUGUUACGUUUAGACAGAAACAUAGCUUUCCCAUUUGUGCAUUUGUCUUUUAAUUCUUUUGUGAAUAGAAGAGAAAAUGUAAUGAAGUAUUUGGUGUGAAAAUCUCUUAACUUGCUGAAUGUUCUCGGUGGAUGCCUUGCUUCAUCAUAUUGUACUGUAUUUUUGUAUCUGGGUAACCAAUAAAAUGGAUUUUUAUUUUUCAUUUCAUUUUGAGAUAACAGUAACUUCUAUGAGGGGCUAAAGGCAUAAUGUUGAAUUUGUGAAGUUACUGUUGAAUGUUUCAUUCUUUUUCCUACAUGUUUUCAUGCAUAGACAUCUGUAGUUUUUAAAAAUCCCAUUACAUUCAGUAGUUCUGUACCUAACACUAUUUUCUAAGCAUUUAAUUCAGCAAAGUUAAAUGAGAAUGGGUCUAACAAAUUUGCCUGUUAUUAUGAAAAUAAAAUUACUUUUAAAAUUUCUACAGUAAUAGCGCUCACAUCUUCCAGUGACAGCACAAUCCUAACUAUGUAUACUCUGUUGUAAGCCCUAUUGAAUUCAGUGGGACUUUCUUCCAGGUAAAUGGGGCUAGUAUUGCAAGCUUUGUAACAAUUGUGUAAAAAGUUUUUAGUAAGAGCAACCAACUUACUGCACACAAGGGGAAAACCUAUGUUAGCAAGUUAUAGUGAACUUAUUGGCAUGCUUUCCUUGAUGUAAUUAUGAAAUGGUGUGCAAUACAUUUCAUUUCAAGACAAAAAAAAUCUCCAAGUGGUUUACAGCAAUAAAAUAGCCUAACAACAACAUUGCAGUAAAAUCAUAGUUUACUAUAGGUAACUGAUUUCUAUUGCCUUUCUUGCUGAAUGUUGAAUGAGGAGCUAUAAAAGUUUUUUUAAAAACACCAAAAAACCUUCAGUGCGUAAAUGUAAAGACCUUUCUGGCAUAAAUAGUAUGUUUUUAGCAGAUUCAAGCUGCUGUGGUCAGAUAUUACUUUAUAUGUACUACAUCCAUAAAAACUUUUUUUUUUUAAUGAAGAGUUGCCUUUAUACACAUUAAAUUUUUCAAUCAUUUAAUACAAUAUAUCAUUUUAUUUUAUUACUUUAAAAACUCUUCUGCCUUAGUUUAGUGGAAUGUUCUCUACAUCUGGAAAUCAGCCGAUACUUUGGCCAAAGGUGGCAUGACUUUCUCAAGAAGGCACUAUUAGAUUCACUCUUAAUAAUUAAUACCAUGCAUUUAUCAAAUAAAUUUAAUGGUGUGUUUACGUACCAUUUUUACUUGCUCAAUCCACAGAAGAUCAUAGCCCUGAUACUUUGUCUGGGCUCACCAUUUCUGUAAAACAGCAGUUCUGUGUAGGCACCUGUCUUAGUUGUCCAGUCAUAUCAAUAACUGGAAAAAAUGCUGCAACCAUCAUGGGAACCAGAGUAAUUAUGAUGUACAGAAGUGGUAUAUUCAUAUGAGCUUCACCCAGUGCGGUAAUGUGGUAGCUGUUUCUAUGACCAGGACCUGGGAUUGUAGUGACUGCUGGUUUCAGUAUGUGCAAUAAGCCACGGUUAUUUAUUUCAUACAUUCUGGUUCUGACUUUUAGGGAAAGCUUGCACUAGUUAGCUUGCAAUGAAGCUUGAAACAAUUGAUACGAUAAAAAUAGCUAUGUACAAAAUCAUAUGCAGGUCAAUGAAAAAUAAAUACAAAUUUUGAUGGUGUG
Podarcis lilfordi (Lilford's wall lizard) is the source of this 11232-nucleotide messenger RNA. The record is from the annotation of a GenBank genome assembly. Lineage: Eukaryota; Metazoa; Chordata; Lepidosauria; Squamata; Lacertidae.